AUGUCUGAUGAAUCGGAUGAAAAAAAAACACCACCAGGAAGAAGUCACGUUGAAAUCCCAAUUCCAACAGAGCAUCUGUUGACCUCGCUACUUCAUCCACACAAAGAUUCAAAACGUCAAUCGUUCAUAGAUGACGAACUAGAAAUAAAGGAGAUUAUCGUGAUUGAAAUUGAAGAGCACCGAAGUUUACAUUUACUGGAUCAAGAAGAUAAGGAAAUUUACGAGAGAAUAAAAAACUGGAUGAAAGAGAACCCAGAAGCAAGUCUGCUGGAUACGGUGAAUCAAUUUUCGUCCGAACCUAAUGGAGACGCUAUAGCAAAGAUCCUACAUAAUUUUCAGUUUCCGGAUUACGUGCUAAAAUUUACACGUGAAGAGCAUGAAAAACGGAGCGUAGAAAAGCAAAUUAAAAGACGAAAUUUUGAGAGGUUAUUACUAAGAGCCGGACUUGUAAUUGAAGUGGAGAAUGAUGCAGUAAACAGCGAAGACUUUUUUGUAAAGAUAUAUGCACCAUUUCAGAAGUUAUGUGAACAAGCACAACAGAUUAAAUUAAAUAUGAGAUUAGAUGUCAGGGAUUCAGUAGAUAUUGAUAUUAAACCAAAAAAAAAAUCAAGUCUUUAUUCAAGCAUCAGUAAACAUUUUACAUAUAAAAUAAAUUUUGAAAAACAAGCCGCAUUUUUCAGGGUGAGCAAGCUGAGACAAUUUGAAGGUGCCGAACCAGAAAAAUCAAUGGGAGAAAUAAUGCUAAACUUUUUUUCCAUGUCACGAAGAAAUCUAUUGGUUCACCGAAUAUUAAUGACAGCGAAUCAAAUCAACACAACACACACGGAGCCUAAUGAAGCUCCGGUGAUGGUCAAAAAAAAGAUUGCUUCUCUGGCAUUAAAACGAUUGAAAAAUGAAAAGGUAUAUACUCAAUACUAUCCAUUGCACGAUGGUCCACCAAGAGUCACAGAAAACACGCCUUUAUCGGAAAUGAACACUCGUGCGUAUCUAUAUGAGACAUGGGUAAAAAGCCGGGGAGCACAACCGUUGGAAAGGAUUAGAAGAUACUUUGGAGAAAAGUUGGCAAUUUAUUUUGCUUGGUUAGGAUUUUACACCACGUGGCUAAUCCUGGCCUCAGUUGGUGGGGUAAUCGUCGUAUUCUAUGGAUUAAUCGUAGCCGUGAGAACGGGCUCUUUUGACGAUGGCCUAAAUGGAAUUUCCGUAAUAUGGGACAAUGCGUUGACUGUACCCUUUGCUUUUUUCAUGGCUGUUUGGGCAACUUUGUUUCUUGAGACUUGGAAACGGACGUGUUCUACAAUUCAAUACGAUUGGGAUGUUGUGGAUGUUAUCAAAGAGGAAUUACCACGACCUGAAUUUUAUGGGACAGCGUUACGUACAUCCCCCAUUACAUUGAAACAGGAAAUUUACUUUCCUUACAGAUUUCGAUUGCAAAAACUUGUUAUUUCUAGUUUUGUCGUCUUGAUUUCGCUUGGAAUAGUUAUUGUAUCGAUUGGGGUCUUAAUAAUAUUUCCGAAAAUAUGGUUUCAAAUUGGAGUUCUGACAUCUCUUGUCACGGCUUUGGUGAACUUGGUGACCAUCAUGAUACUUAGUAUGCUUUACAAGAAUAUCGCGGUGUGGUUAACAAAUUUCGAAAAUCACAAGACUCCUACACAACACGAAGACUCUUUAAUUCUCAAAACCUAUUUAUUUGAUUUUCUAAAUUUUUAUACCGCUUUAUUUUACAUCAUGUUAUUUAAGCAAGGGUACAUUCGCAUGAUUAUUAAUGAUCCAGAUUUAACGACAGGCUGUGAAUACGAUAAUUGCCUGAUCGAACUGACCAUUCAAUUGGCAACUAUCUUAAUUGGUAGGCAAACGAUCGGCCAAUUUCAAGAAAUUUUUCUACCCUGGAUUCGAGGUAAAUUAAAUAAAGAAGAGAUCAAAGAAGAGCUCAAUGCUUUAAAGGCAAUAUACGAAAAAUCCGGGCGACCAAAUAAAGAAGUUCCUCAAUGGGCUCACGAUGAGCGCCUGCCCCCUGUGAAAGGCGCUAUACGAUCGGAAUAUGAAGAAAUGGUUGUUCAAUUCGGCUUUAUUUCUCUUUUUAGCCCUGCAUUUCCGCUGGCCGCACUCUUCGCUUUGCUGAAUAACUUUCUUGAAAUAAGAUCGGAUGCAUUUAAGUAUGUGGUAACACUACAAAGGCCAGUUGGUUACCAAGCACAAUCUAUUGGAAUGUGGGAACAAAUCAUGGGCAUGAUAUCAAUAUUAGCCGUAUUAACGAAUGCUAUCAUUAUAGCAUUUCAUUCAACCUGGAUGCAAAAUCAAUUUCAAAAUUUCACUGGUGAUGACGAGGACCAAUUGUUUGUUGCCAGACUUUUGUUUAUCUUGAUUUUUGAGCAUAUUAUAUUUUUGAUCAAGCUUGCAUUUGCGUCCUUGAUUCCGAAUACUCCAAAGUCAGUAAGAGUGGCGAUUCAAAGAGAAAAAUAUCUUGUUAGACUAACUUUAGAGGAUGAAGCUCCCGCACUGGAUGAAUAUAUGGCAGAUGAAGAUGACUCAUCUUUGUUUGAUAGAAAUGGCGAGUUGAAAUUACCAAAGAGAAAGGACGAACAAGAAGCAGCAAAUGACAAAUCUAAAUCUAGUGUUGGAGAUGACGGGGGUGUU
Messenger RNA from Acaulospora morrowiae, 2634 nucleotides. The record is from the annotation of a GenBank genome assembly. NCBI's taxonomy places the organism in Eukaryota, Fungi, Glomeromycota, Glomeromycetes, Diversisporales, Acaulosporaceae.